AGAGAGAGAGAGAGAGAGAGAGAGAGAGAGAGAGAGAGGCAGCGCGCACGUUUGGGGUGAGCGGCGCGCGCACCGAAGCAAGCUGGAUCCCGCGGAAAUGGGCGAAUAAGGGAUUUUUAACAUCAAACAUGGACAGUACGGACUCCCCCCGAUGACUGUGAUCUUACCAUCGGCUCUGCGAGGACACCGAACUUGUAGACAGAGUUUUUAUUGUUGGCUCACUGUUAUCCCCUCUUUUCCUGUUACCCAUUCCCUUCCUUGUCCUUGGCCAAUCCCGUCCACAGAGGGACAUCCCGUGUCUGACGCAACACAUAAGAGCUCAGUUUGACAGAAGACAAGUGAGCAGAGGUCCACCGCUUUAAGCAACACAAAGGCAACAAAAGCAGAAUGAUGGACAUGUAGACAUGCCCAAGAGGACGAUAUUUUUGGACAACUGAAGACAUAAAGAUGUAUAUUUUUCUUUUUUAAUACAAAAUUAUUAACGAAAUACAGGCACAAGCUGAGACGUUUUGCACGUACAAUCCCCUAAUUUAGUUUCCAAUAGUCACUUGGCUCACACAUCACAGUCUCAUGAUGAUGUGCGAGGUGAUGCCCACCAUAUCUGAGGAUGGGCGAAGUGGGACUGGCGGAGGCCCACCCUCGCCUGCAGCGGCGGGAGUGGGAGGCCCCGGGGGUGCAAUGGGCGCAGGGGGAUUCAGCAGCAGGGACCCCAGAGGUGGAGGAGAUGAAGGUGGCAGCACAGGAAACCUGGAGUCCCUGAUGGUCAACAUGCUUACGGAGAGGGAGAGGCUGCUGGAGAACCUGAGGGAGACCCAGGACAGUCUGGGCACGGCACAGCUCCGCCUCCGAGAGCUCGGCCAUGAGAAGGAGUCGCUCCAGAGGCAGCUGUCCAUUGCUCUGCCACAGGAGUUUGCUGUGUUGACUAAAGAGCUGAACGUUUGCCGGGAGCAGCUUCUUGAGAGGGAGGAGGAAAUAGCAGAGCUCAAGGCGGAGAGAAACAACACACGUUUAUUGCUCGAACACCUGGAGUGUCUAGUGUCUCGCCACGAGCGCAGCCUGAGGAUGACCGUGGUCAAGAGGCAAGCCCAGUCUCCUGCAGGGGUCUCCAGUGAGGUGGAAGUCCUCAAGGCCCUGAAAUCUCUAUUUGAGCACCACAAAGCUUUAGACGAGAAGGUUCGAGAGCGACUCCGUGUGGCCCUCGAGAGAGUGUCCAUGUUAGAAGAUCAACUUGCUGCAUCUUCUCAAGAGGUAAUCUCUUUAAGAGACCAAAUUAAAAGACGUCAACAAGGGGUGGACGGCGGGAAAGAUCGGCUACCCAAUGGUCCGUCAGCUGGACUGGAAGACGGCGAGCUGGACAGACAGAAAGAAGGGGAGAUUGAGCGACAGAGAGCUGAACUCUCCCAGCUAAGGGAGAGGCUGGCUCUCAUGUGCCGACAGGUUGGAGAAAUAGAAGAACAGCUUGCUGCCGCCAGGAGGGAGGUGACGAAGACGGAGGAGGCCAAUCAGAAGCUCCAAAGGGAAGUGAAAGAGGCUCUAUGCCAAAGAGAAGACAUGGAGGAAAGAAUUACCACACUAGAACGAAGGUACCUCAGUGCCCAACGGGAGGCGACAUCUCUCCACGACAUCAAAGACAAGCUGGAGAAUGAGCUGGCUAGCAAGGAUUCCCUCUACAGACAAAGUGAAGAGAAGAACAGACAGCUGCAGGAGCGUCUGGAUGAGGCCAAGCAGAAGCUCCAGCAAACCCUGCAGAGAGCAGAGACAUUGCCUGAAAUCGAGGCCCAGCUCGCUCAAAGAGUGGCUGCUCUCAACAAGGCAGAGGAACGCCACGGGAACUUUGAGGAGCGGCUACGACAAAUGGAAGCCCAACUAGAAGAGAAGAACCAAGAGCUUCAGAGGGCGAGGCAGAGGGAGAAGAUGAAUGAUGAACACAACAAACGGCUCUCAGAUACAGUGGAUAAGCUUCUGUCUGAGUCCAACGAGAGGCUUCAGCUCCACCUCAAAGAGAGGAUGGCAGCUCUAGAAGAGAAGAAUGCUCUUUCUGAGGAGCUGGCCAACAUGAAGAAAAUCCAGGACGAUCUUCUAGCUAAUAAGGAGCAGCUCCUUGCUGAGCUGGAGCGAGUCCAACUGGAACUGGAUCAGCUGAGAGGCAGGCCUGGGUCCUCUUACUCCAGGGCGGGCAGCGUGAGCUCGCUUCCUUCCACCCUUUUUCGAAGAUCUGUCCCAGGGAGCGCCUCAGAGCUGCGUUACCCUCAGGGUGGUGGCUCACUCCCAGCCGGCUAUGGCAACACCUCCAGCGGGGUGGUGGUCAGGCGGGCGCACCGCGGCCGCUGGGGGCCUCCUAGAGAUGAUGGCAACAAGUAUGGCGAAUGGGACAGCGGCACCAUGCUAGGACCAGGGUUUGAGGGCGGUGUGGAAGGAGGCUGCUCUGAUGACGAGGAGGACAGGGAGACUCUGUUUGGAUCAGAGCUUCUGUCCCCCAGUGGGCAGACAGAUGUACAGACGUUGGCCAUUAUGCUACAGGAGCAACUGGAGGCCAUUAAUAAGGAGAUUAAGUUGAUUCAGGAGGAGAAGGAGAGCACGGAGCUGAGGGCUGAGGAGAUCGAGAGUCGGGUCAGCAGCGUAGCCCUGGAUGCUUCAUCUCUCCCACCAUCCUCACUGGGAGGGCGAGACAGUGUUGGAAGGGGCUACAUGACUCCCUCCAUCACAUCCUCCACGCUAGCGUCUCCUUCCCCACCCAGUUCGGGACAUUCCACGCCCCGCCUGCCACAUUCACCCGCCAGGGAGACUGAGAGACAAAACAGCAAAGAGGGAGAAGAAUGCAAGGCACUUGCCCUCAUUGACUCAACCCCUCCACCUGUCCCUCGAGGCCUACGGUUGGACCGAAUGACUCACACCCACCCGGGGGCGGGCCUGGACGACCAUCGUGAAUUCCGCAGUCUUUCUGCUGAUGGUGUCACCACCGCUAGCCAGGAUUCUCUUCACAAAGCCAGCAAAAAGAAAAGCAUCAAGUCCUCGAUUGGACGUCUCUUUGGCAAGAAGGAAAAGGGAAGGAUUGGUGCACCAGGACGUGAAUCCGCCACACUGGCCUCCACUCCAUCUGAUGACCUUGGCUCAGCUGACCCAUUAGGUCUGGCAAAAAUCGGGACUGGGACUGUUGAAAAAGAUCGUCGCAGCAAGAAGAAGCAUGACCUGCUGGAGGAAGCUUGUCGUCAGGGUCUUCCUUUCGCCUCCUGGGACGGUCCGACGGUUGUCACAUGGCUUGAGCUGUGGGUCGGGAUGCCUGCCUGGUACGUGGCAGCCUGCCGUGCCAACGUGAAGAGCGGCGCCAUCAUGGCCAACCUGUCAGACACGGAGAUUCAGAGGGAGAUCGGUAUCAGCAACCCUCUCCACAGGCUCAAGCUUCGCCUGGCCAUCCAGGAAAUGGUGUCUCUCACGAGUCCAUCAGCGCCGGCUAGCACUCGCUCUUCAACCAGUAAUAUUUGGAUGACCCAUGCUGAGAUGGAGUCUCUCACUGCUGCCACCAAACCAGAGCAGAAGGAGUUCAGCUGGGACCAGAUCCUGGCCUACGGAGACAUGAACCAUGAGUGGGUGGGAAACGAGUGGCUGCCGAGUCUGGGUCUGCCUCAGUAUCGCUCUUAUUUCAUGGAGUCUCUGGUGGAUGCUCGAAUGCUUGAUCACCUCACCAAGAAGGAGCUGAGGGGUCAAUUAAAGAUGGUGGACAGUUUCCACAGGGUGAGUCUUCACUAUGGCAUCAUGUGCUUGAAGCGCUUGAACUACGACAGGAAAGAGCUAGAGAGGAGGAGGGAGGAGAGUCAACAUCAGAACCAAGAUGUCAUGGUCUGGUCCAAUGAGCGAGUCAUGUGUUGGGUACAGUCUGUUGGUCUGAAGGAAUUUGCAGACAAUUUACUGGAGAGUGGGGUCCAUGGGGCUCUGUUGGCGCUGGAUGACACGUUUGACUAUACUGACCUGGCCCUCCUUCUCCAGAUACCAAACCAGAACACACAGGCAAGGCAGCUCCUGGAGAAAGAGUAUAAUGCUCUAAUCUCCAUGGGAACAGAAAGGAGGCCUGAUGAGGAUGGCACAAAAACAUUCACGCGGUCACCGUCGUGGAGAAAGAUGUUUAGAGAGAAAGACCUCCGCGGUGUGACCUCAGACUCCUCAGAAACAUUACCUGCCAACUUCCGUGCCUCGGCCAUCUCGACCCCCUCGGUCACUCUGAGAAAAGUCCAGAGGGAAGCAAACUCUGGUCCAAGAGGAGAGUCUGGUUCGGUGAGAACAUAUUCCUGCUAAAGAUAAGCACAUCAGAACUGCAUCUCUACCCCAUCCUGAAGAAAAGAAAAACAUCUUUGAAGAAAAGCAAAUACGAGCACUAGAAGAGCGUUUGAGUCUCAAAAUAAUCAAAGGCACUGAGUGACUGAUUUUUGAAAAAAAAAACAGAUAAAAUGAGUGAAUGUCUGUUUACAUAUCAGUUUCUCUCUCUCUCUCUCUCUCUCUCUCUCUCUCUCUCUCUCUCUCUCUCUCUCUCUCUCUCUCUCUCUCCAUCUUGAUCCAUAGUUGUGGCAUGAUGCUGUUUGACUCUGUAGAAAGUGACCAUGUUGUGAAUUCAUCUUCUGUUUCAGAGUCUAAGAUGGCAAUACUGACAAUUUAUCAUCUUUAAAUACAGUUGCAUUCUCAUUCUGAUCAAGACCAUUGUACAAAUAUUCCCAGUUCAUCUAAUGGAAAAAAGAAAAUCUCUAAAACUCUGUAAAGACAUCUGCUGAUAUGGAAGUUUACCUGGAGAAUGUUGGCGCCCUCGAGGAGAAAUGUUUGUAUUUGAAGCCAUAACAGAGCUGAGAUGCACACAUGUGAAUAGGACCAAUGACAACGCAGAUGGCAAAGUGCUUUAUUCCUGCUCAAAGUGGAGGAAAAGGGGGGAAAGAGUUUAGUUAGGGAGCAUUUGUGUUGUUAUGCAUGCCAAAAACCAUUUUAGAGUGAACGUCUUGAUAUCAAUCAUCUAAAGAUGUGAAAGCUCGGGUCAGGACUUUGUACAAUGUGUGUAUUUUAUUUUUAUCAUUUGUAUGAUAACUGCUCUGUAUGUACAGUACAGCAUGUGUGUGUGUGUGUGUGUGUGUGUGUGUGUGUGUGUGUGUGUGUGUGUGUGUGUGUGUGUGUGUGUGUGUGUGUGUGUGUGUGUGUGUGUGUGUGUGUGUGUGUGUGUGUGUGUGUGUGUGUGUGUGUGUGUGUGAAAGCAUAUGUUCAUUUCAUACUUAGCUUUAAGACUGACUGUAAUUUUAUUUAAGGUUGAUUAAAGGAAAUGUGUUUUAAUUUAUAGACAUCUAAGAUGUUAACUGUGUGUGUACAUUUUGAGCAAAAAAAUACAUAAAAAAAAUCCAAACUGUGUUAUGAUUUUAAUUCAUAUUAUCAGAGAGCAGUGAUGAUAUUUGAAUACAAUAUGAUAACAGUAAUGAUGAUUGUAAAAGCUGUAAUUAAAAGUAUCAUACCUGU
Molecule: messenger RNA, 5484 nt
Organism: Nothobranchius furzeri (turquoise killifish)
Lineage: Eukaryota; Metazoa; Chordata; Actinopteri; Cyprinodontiformes; Nothobranchiidae
Product: liprin-alpha-3
Biological process (GO): synapse organization
Cellular component (GO): presynaptic active zone
Molecular function (GO): protein binding
Source: RefSeq, a predicted model, not a curated record